AUGUUGUCGAUGAUAACAGCAAAACAUGUGGCCAUUUUCUUUGGUCUGGCCACAACGGCAUUCUGUGUGUCCACAAUUGUCUUGGCCGUCGAGAAGGCUAAUCUGGAGGAUGACUUACAGGAUGCCUUGGAUAAGCUGGAUACGAUUUCUACAUUAACACCGACUUAUACACCACCCACUCCUUCACUGCCAACAUCAUCGGAAACAACGCCAUCAUCAUCACCAUCAUCGCCAACGACUGCAUCAACGGAAACAACACCAUCAGGUUCAUCACCCGGUGGCAGUAGUUCGACGGAGGGUAUUCCAACAUUACCAUCAUGGCCAACAGCACCUUCAGGUGUUCCAACAUUCCCCACGCUACCAACAGGUCUACCAAAUCCCGAAGAGUGUAGAGCCCGCCAUGCUGCCAUAUUCUUUGGUCUAUUGUGCACUGCUCUUUUCGUGACUGUGGUAGUUUUGGCCGUUGAAAAUUCCGAUUUGUCGCAUGAUUUGAAGGAGGCCCGUGUAAAACUUGACGUUAUGGAAUCAUACAUACAAAGCAUGACAACGACAACAACAACGACUACUGCUGCUGUAACAGAAGCAGCAACAACUACAACAUUUUCAGUACCCAUACCACCAAUACAAACAACUUUGCCCUCCUCAUCCUCACCACCACAGGGAACAGCCCCACCACCACCAAUUUUACCUUGA
Messenger RNA from Musca vetustissima, 693 nucleotides. Its product is annotated as mucin-2. The transcript has 3 exons. NCBI's taxonomy places the organism in Eukaryota, Metazoa, Arthropoda, Insecta, Diptera, Muscidae. Bases 1 to 693 code for a protein of 230 amino acids. The record is from RefSeq and is a predicted model, not a curated record.